AUGGCGGCUCCGCCCGUCACCGUGAAGGAGGUGGUCUCGCUCACCUCCUCCGGCAUCAAUCCGCAAAACAUCUCCUUCACCAACCUCACGAUGGAGUCGGAGAAGUUCAUCUGCGUGCGCGAGACUGGUGCGGCCAACUCCGUCGUCAUCGUCGACAUGGCCCAGCCAAUGACGCCCAUGAAGCGGCCCAUCACCGCGGACUCGGCGCUCAUGAACCCGGCGGCCAAGGUGAUCGCGCUCAAGGCUACCGUGGCGGGAACCGCGCAGGAUCACCUUCAGAUCUUCAACAUCGAUACGAAGUCUAAGAUGAAGUCGCACCAGAUGCCCGAGAGCGUCGUGUACUGGAGGUGGAUCUCCCCGUCCCUGAUGGGCAUCGUGACAAACACGGCCGUCUAUCACUGGAGCAUGGAGGGCGAUUCCGAGCCUCAGAAGAUGUUCGAUCGCACGGGUAACCUCAACGGCUGCCAGAUCAUCGCCUACCGCGCCAGCCAGGACAUGAAGUGGUUCUCGGUUGUCGGCAUCGCCGCCGGCGAUCCCUCCCGACCCGGCCUCGUCAAAGGCAAGAUGCAGCUCUUCUCCAAGGAACUCGGCAGAUCCCAGGAGCUCGACGCGCACGCCUGUGCCUUCUCCACGCACCAGGUGACCGGUAACAGCGUGAAGUCCCAGGUGAUCGCCUUUGCGCAGAAGACGGUGAUGCCGGACGGGAACGUCGCGUCCAAGCUUCACGUCAUUGAGCUCGGCGCUCAGGCCGGCCAGACUCCUUUCCAGAAGCGCCAGGCGGAGCUGUUCUUCCCCCCGGAGUUCAUGGACGACUUCCCGGUGAACAUGUCAAUAUCUGAGAAGUACGGCGUCAUCUAUGUGGUGACCAAGAUGGGCCUCCUCUUUGUUUAUGACUUGGAGACGGCGACGGCCAUCUAUCGCAACAAGGUUAGCAACGACCCGGUCUUCCUCGCGUGCGACUCCCCCUCCACGGGCGGCGUCUACGCGGUGAACCGCCGCGGCCAGGUGCUCCUGUUGAACCUUAACGAGCCUGCCGUGGUGCCGUUCAUCUCCGGGCAGCUCAACAACGUGAGCCUCGCGCUUCAGGUGGCGGUCCGAGGCGGCCUCCCCGGUGCCGAGUCCCUCGUGAAGCCCAAAUUCGAGCAGCUCUUCGCCGCGGGCGACAUCAAGGGCGCCGCCGAGUGCGCGGCGGAUUCACCCAAGGGCAUCCUCCGUAACCCCGAGACCAUCGCGAGGUUCAAGGCGAUCCCGGCGCAGCCCGGCGCCGCUCCUCCGCUCCUCCAGUACUUUGGCAUCUGCCUUCAGCGGGGUACGCUUAACAAGGUUGAGGGCGUUGAGCUCGCGAGGCUCGUGCUCGCGCAGAACAAGAAGCAGCUGCUGGACACGUGGAUGGCAGAGGACAAGAUCGAGUGCUCCGAGGAGCUCGGAGACCUUCUCCAGUCUGUUGACGCCGACAUGGCACUCCGCGUGUACAUCAAGGCGAAGGCCAACACCAAGGUUGUCGCCGCGCUCGCCGCGCGCGGGGAGUUUGAGAAGAUGGGCAAGUACUGCGAGAUGGCGGACUACAAGCCCGACUACUCCUACCUGCUGCAGUCGACGCUCAUGUCAAACCCCCAGGGCGCGGUGACUAUUGCGCUGCAGGUUAGCAAGAUGAAUCCGCCCCCGCUCGACUACAACACCGUCGCGGAUCUCUUCCUCCAGCGCAACAUGAUCAGGGAGGCUACCAGCUUCCUCCUCGAUGUCCUCAAGGAGGACAGGGAGGACCAGGCGGCGAUGCAGACAAAGGUGCUCGAGAUCAACCUCGUCACCUUCCCCAACGUUGCCGACGCCAUCCUCGGGCAGGGCAAGCUCACGCAUUACGACAGGCCCCGCAUCGCGCAGCUCUGCGAGAAGGCCGGGCUGUACAUGCGCGCGCUCGAGCACUACACCGAGGUGUCAGACCUGAAGCGGUGCUGCGUCAACACGCACUCAAUUGACCCCCAGGCGCUCCUCGAGUGGUUCGGCACCCUCUCCAGGGAGUGGGCGCUCGAGUGCAUCAAGGAGCUGCUCGUGUCCAACCCCAGGCAGAACCUCCAGAUCAUCGUCAACGUGUGCAAGGAGUACACUGAACAGAUCGGCGCUGAUGCCAUCCUCAAGCUCCUCGAGGAGCACAACUCCUCCGAGGGCAUGUUCUUCUACCUUGGCGCACUUGUCGCGACCAGCACCGAGCCUGAUCACCACCAGAAGUACAUUGAGGCUGCCGCCAAGACUGGCCAGAUCAAGGAGGUCGAGCGCAUCACGCGCGAAUCCGAGCACUACGACCCGGAGAAAGCGAAGGUGUUCCUCAUGGAGGCCAAGCUCCCGGACGCCCGCCCGCUCAUCAACGUGUGCGAUCGCUUUGACAUGGUGGACGACCUCACCACGUUCCUGUACCAGAACAAGAUGCUUCGCUACAUCGAGGGAUACGUGCAGAAGGUGAACCCAUCCAACACCCCCGUCGUCGUCGGCGCACUCCUGGACCUCGAGUGCGACGAGGACUUCGUGCAGAAUCUCAUCCUCUCCGUGCGCUCGCUCCUCCCCGUCGGCCCGCUCGUCGAGGAGGUGUCCAAGCGCAACAGGCUCAAGAUGCUCACCCCGUUCCUCGAGAACCUCGUCGCCGAGGGAUCCACCAACGCGGAUGUCCACAACGCUUUGGGCAUGAUCCUCAUCGACUCCAACACCAACCCCGAGCACUUCCUCACCACCAACGAGUACUACGACUCCAAGGUUGUGGGUAAGUACUGCGAGAAGAGGGAUCCCAACCUCGCGUGUGUGGCGUACAAACGCGGCAACUGCGACCUCGAGCUGGUGGAAGUCACCAACAAGAACUCUCUGUUCAAGCUCCAGUCCAGGUACGUCGUGGAGCGCAUGGACGCGGACCUGUGGGAGCACGUGCUCGCAGAGGAUAAUCCCCACCGCAGACAACUCAUCGACCAGGUUGUGUCCACCGCGCUGCCCGAGUCAAAGAACCCUGAGCAGGUGUCUGUCACCGUCAAGGCGUUCAUGACUGCGGAGAUGCCCCAGGAGCUCAUCGAGCUGCUGGAGAAGAUCGUCAUCCAGAACAGCGCGUUCAGCAACAACCCAAACCUCCAGAACCUGCUCAUCCUCACCGCGAUCAAGGCGGACACCACCCGCGUAAUGGACUACAUCAACCGCCUCGACGCCUUCAACGGCCCGGAGGUUGGCGAGAUUGCCGUUGGCAACGAGCUCUACGAGGAGGCCUUUGCGAUUUUCAAGAAGUUCGACCUCCACGUGGACGCCAUGAAGGUUCUCUUGGAGAACCUGGAGAACCUCGAACGCGGAGAGGAGUACGCCAACAAGGUUGACCUCCCUGAGGUUUGGUCACAGCUCGCGAAGGCAUACCUGUCCCAGGACCUGGUCUCUGCCGCCGUGGCUGCCUAUAUCAAGGCCAAGUACACCGACGACUACCUCGCGGUGAUCGACGUGGCAAAGCGCGCGGAUGACUUCGACAGCAUGGUCAAGUACCUGGCGAUGGUGCGCAAGAAGGUCAAGGAGCCGAAGGUUGACUCUGAGCUUUGCUACGCGUAUGCAAAGACGGAUAAGCUCGCGGAGCUCGAGGAGUUCAUCACCCAGCCCAACGCCGCGAAGCUGGACAACGUCGGCGAUCGAUGCUUCGACGAGGGCCUGUACGAGGCUGCUAAGGUUCUUUUCACGACGUGCUCCAACUGGGGCCGGCUGGCGAGCACCCUGGUCAAGCUUCACAAAUUCUCCGAGGCUGUUGACGCGGCUCGCAAGGCGAACAACACGCGCACCUGGAAGGAGAUUUGCUUCGCGUGCGUGGACGAGGGCGAGUUCAGGCUGGCACAGCUGUGCGCGCUGAACAUCAUCGUCAACGCGGACGAGCUGGAGGAAAUCUCGGAGUACUACCAGGUGCGGGGCAGGUACGAGGAGCUCCUGUCCCUGAUGGAGGCUGGCGUUGGCUUGGAGAGGGCGCACAUGGGCAUCUUCACCGAGCUUGGCAUCCUCUACGCCAAGUUCAAGCCCGAGAAGCUCAUGGAGCACCUCAAGCUCUUCAGCACCCGCAUCAACAUCCCCAAGCUCAUCCGCGCCUGCGAGGAGAUGCACGCCUGGAAGGAGCUCUCGUUCCUCUACAUUGCGUACGACGAGUACGAUAACGCUGCGGGUGUGAUGAUGGCCCACCCCGACGCGUGGGAGCACGUCGGCUUCAAGGACGUCUGCGUCAAGGUUGCCAACCUGGAGAUUUACUACAAGGCGCUCGAGUUCUACCUCGUGAGCCACCCCACGCAGCUUAACGACCUGCUCACGGUGCUCACCCCGCGCAUCGACCACUCGAGGGUCGUCGCGCUCAUGCGCCAGGCGAACCACCUGCCCCUGAUCAAGCCCUAUCUGCAAGCUGUGCAGAACACCAACAUGGUUGCCGUCAACGAUGCGGUGAACGAGCUGUGCCUCGAGGAGGAGGAUUUCGAGUCGCUCCGAACCUCCAUCGACACUUACGACAACUUCGACCAGAUGUCGCUGGCGAACAAGUGCGAGAAGCACGAGCUCCUCGAGUUCCGCCGCAUCGCCGGCUUCCUCUACCAAAAGAACGCCAAGUGGACCAAAUCCGUGGAGCUGUCCAAGAAGGACGGCUUGUACAAGGAUGCGAUGGAGGCAGCCGCGCAGUCCGGCGACAAGGACAUUGCCGGUGAUUUGCUUCAGUUCUUCAUCGAGCAGGAGAACAAGGAGUGCUUCGCCGCGAUGCUAUACAACUGCUACGACCUGCUCAAGCCUGACGAAGUGCUCGAGAUAGCGUGGAUGAAGGGCCUCAUGGAGUACGCGAUGCCCUACAUGAUCCAGGUCAUGAAGGACUACACCAACAAGGUUGACGUGCUGGUGGAGGACAAGAAGGACCGCAACAAGGAGAAGGCGGAUCAGGAGAAGGAGAAAGUGGAGCAGCAGAUGAACCAGAACAUGUACGCGCAGCUGCUCCCCGCGGCGCUCCCCGCGCCCGGCAUGGAAACCACCGGUGGGAUGAACAACCCGGGCAUGUAUGGCCAGAUGGGCGGCGUUCAGCCGGGGAUGUACGGGGGAUACUAAUAGAGAGAGCCAGAGUUGCCGGCACGAUUUUGAGGCCGUGCAACCUGAUACAUGUCUAAGCAUUGAUAUACAUAACGAUUCAGAUGCAGUAAGU
Molecule: messenger RNA, 5170 nt
Organism: Micromonas commoda
Lineage: Eukaryota; Viridiplantae; Chlorophyta; Mamiellophyceae; Mamiellales; Mamiellaceae
Exons: 3
Coding region: 1-5076 (1691 amino acids)
Biological process (GO): intracellular protein transport; receptor-mediated endocytosis
Cellular component (GO): clathrin complex; chloroplast; plasma membrane
Molecular function (GO): clathrin light chain binding; structural molecule activity
Source: RefSeq, a predicted model, not a curated record